Messenger RNA from Selaginella moellendorffii, 984 nucleotides. Its product is annotated as chlorophyll a-b binding protein of LHCII type III, chloroplastic. Gene Ontology annotation, biological process: photosynthesis, light harvesting in photosystem I; response to light stimulus. The record is from RefSeq and is a predicted model, not a curated record. NCBI's taxonomy places the organism in Eukaryota, Viridiplantae, Streptophyta, Lycopodiopsida, Selaginellales, Selaginellaceae. Gene Ontology annotation, cellular component: plastoglobule; chloroplast envelope; chloroplast thylakoid membrane. Bases 87 to 878 code for a protein of 263 amino acids. The transcript is spliced from 3 exons.
UAAAACAGUAUAGACGCAUUCGUUUUUUGUAAGUCGCUCGAUCGAGAGAGAGGGAGAGAGAGAGAGAGAGAGAGAGAGAGCUUGAGAUGGCAGCAGCGAUGAUUGCAGCAUCCACCGCGGCUGCGUCAGGCAGCUCCUUCUUGCGGGGAUCCGGGUCCAGGAAGAAUGCUCUUCGCGAUAGAUCCGUCCAGUGCCAAGCAAAGGUUUCAAUGGAUCUCUGGUAUGGACCAGACCGUGUCAAGUUCCUGGGUCCUUUCUCCGCACAAACUCCAUCCUACUUGAAGGGAGAGUUUCCUGGCGAUUAUGGCUGGGACACUGCCGGACUCUCCGCUGAUCCAGAGGCCUUUGCUCGCAACCGCGCUCUCGAGCUGAUCCACGGACGCUGGGCGAUGCUGGGAGCUCUUGGCUGCGUCUUCCCGGAGGUCCUCUCCAAAUGGGUCGGUGUGGAGUUCAAGGAGAAAGUGUGGUUCAAGGCCGGCUCCCAGAUCUUCUCCGACGGAGGGCUCGACUAUCUCGGCAAUCCCAACUUGGUUCACGCUCAAAGCAUCCUCGCCAUCUGGGCUUGCCAAGUGAUUCUCAUGGGACUGGUCGAGGGUUACAGGAUCAAUGGACUUCCUGACGUUGGAGAAGGCGGUGACUUGUAUCCCGGUGGCCAGUACUUUGAUCCCCUGGGGUUUGCUGACGACCCCGAGACUCUGGCGGAGCUCAAGGUGAAGGAGAUCAAGAAUGGAAGGCUGGCGAUGUUCUCCAUGUUCGGUUUCUUCGUCCAAGCUAUUGUCACCGGCAAGGGACCUUUGGAAAACUUGUUCGAUCAUCUCGACAACCCUGUGGUCAACAAUGCUUGGGCCUAUGCCACCAGAUUUGUUCCUGGCAGCUAAACGGAAAAACCAAAAAAAAAAGAAAAAAAGCAGAGAAUUUAAUUCUUUUGUUUUGAUUGUAAAAAACACUUCUUAAGAAACACUCAUGGUUUUUGCUCUUGAAGCU